ACCAAACCGCACUAGGGUUUAGGGGUUUGCAAGAAGCAAACGUUUUGCGCUGCUUUGUUUUGCAUCCAAUUGUCUAGGAGAGGGAGAGAGAUAGAGAGAGGAUGAUUCGAGGGGGGAAAAGCUUUGUUUCUUCGCCGCCGGCGUUCUCGAACGACGCCAAGAAACUGCUAGUAUGCGCCGGAAACACCGUCUCUAUCUUCAGCAUCUCCACUGGUUUACAGAUAGCAGAGUUGGAAGGACACAAAGCGCGGGUAACGUCGGUAAUAGUGGUGCCAGCUUCGGUUCCUGCAAAUAAAAUCUUGUGCUAUUGCUGGACCGCCUCGUUGGAUGGCACCAUUCGGUACUGGGAUUUUUCAGUGCCGGAACUGAUGAAAACCGUCGAUAUACGAUUUCCAAUUUUGUCGAUGCAGGUAAUUCCAAGUUUAUUCAGCCAACCAGCAGAGAACAAUGAAAAAACACCUGACCUUUUUGCAUAUGUGUCUACUGGAGAUGCAAAUCAACCAGACAAGAAGCAGGGUGCCUUACACGGACACAUUAGGAAAUGCAACUUAACUAAGUCUCGUUUAGCUGGUGGAGUGACUUUGGCUGAGACAAAAGAACCUGAAAGUAUAACAGUUUGUUCCUCUGGUAAGUUCUUUGGUAUCAAAGACAAACGUAAGCUUCGCAUAUGGAAUGUCCCAGGAAAAGAUGCUGAACGCAUUGAAGUUAAGAAGAUAAGGCUGCAUCAUACUAAAAACUUCACUUCUCUUGCGUUUCAUCCAACUGAAAGAAUUGUAGCGGCAGGGGAUGUAACUGGGCGGAUCUUAAUUUGGAGGGAUUUUGGUAAUAGAACAUUCUGUUCUAAUGACAAAACAAUAAAUGGAAGAUUGAUGAACAAUGACGAUGAAAGGCCUGGCGUUAGAGGGGAUGAUGAUGCCGAUUCAUGCUCUACAUGGCAUUGGCAUUCUGCAGGAGUAAAGCUUCUCCUUUUUUCUUCUGACGGUGCCUAUCUGUAUUCAGGUGGAAGAGAAGGAGUCCUUGUGGUAUGGCAGCUAGACACAGGAAAGAAGAAGUUUCUACCCCGAAUUGGGUCCCCAAUUUUAUCUUUUAUAAAUUCUCCAGAUCCUUUACUUUCCUCUAUAUCUUGUGCGAAUAAUCAAAUUCAUAUAGUAAAGAUGUCUUCAAUGGAGAUUCUGAAGUCUAUUGAUGGGAUCAAGCCUCCUUGUCCAAUUCCAGAGGUUUAUGAAGGCUCAUGUAGUGGUUUUGUCUUUGAUUCCACUGCUGGGUUGGUUGCUGUCCGUGCUGAGAAUUACUGCAUUCAAUUCUACAGCUUGUUUGAUGACCGGGAAAUUUCAGAGGUUCAAAUUUGUGAAAGAAACCAUCAACCUGGUGAUGAACUCACGCUGGUUAUAACUUUGUUAGCCCUCUCUCUGGAUGGCUGUGUCAUGAGUACUGUCGAAACUAGACUAUCAGAAGAAGGAAUGGGAGGCCUCGUCAGUCUCAAGUUUUGGACAUGUGGAUCACAGAAGAAGAAUUUCAGCUUGUCCACCAUUGUCUAUGAACCACACAGGGAGUCGGGUGUUUCAUCUAUUGCUUUCCAUCCAACACAUCGUAUGGCUGUCAGCACUUCCCGUGGUGGUGACUUCAAGAUUUGGGUUGGCAGUAAUGAGAUGCAGUGCAAAGCUCAAAUGCAGCAGAAAGCAGGCUGGACAUGCCAUGCUGUUGGUUCAUACAAGAAAAAACCCAUGACAGCUGCUGCAUUUUCUGCUGAUGGUUCUGUCCUGGCUGUUGCAGCAGAAACUUUUAUUACAUUGUGGGAUCCUGAGAAGAAUGUUCUUGUGGCUGUAAUUGGCGAUGGUUUAGAGCCAAUUGUCAACCUGUCCUUUGUUGGGCAGUCAGAAUAUCUCGUGUCUGCAAGCCAAGGUUCAAACGCUGGGGUAUCUGUUUGGAGUAUGUCAAAGCUUUCUGUAACCUGGUCAUAUAAGCUUCAAGCAGAAGCUGUAGCGUGCACAGAUGAUGGUUCUUCCUUUGCUGUUCUUGUCCAUCUUCCUGAAUCAUCUAAACUAAGAAAGUCUUUAGGAAGUGAAGAUGGGGCAAUUUUAUUAUUUAAGGAUCAAGACCCAGUACCUGCUGGCACCUGGUUUGUAAAGAAGGCCCUGGGUGGGGGGAUUGCUUUCAUUCAUCAAACGAAUCCAGUUGCCUUGGAGGAGAAAUCAGAUGAAGAUCCAUCAUCUCUACUACUUGCAUAUGUAAAUGCUGAUCAUGAAUACAUCCUCUUUGAUCCAUAUGGGGAACAAGCAUCUGAGCAGGGAAUUGUUCGAGGGAAAAGUUUAGCUGCCUUUCAGGAGACUGGCCAAUUUGGCUAUGCUUCAAUCUACGGAGAGUUACCAGAGUUUAAUUUGAAGAGAGAUCAGACUCCAGCUAUCCCAUUUGCACCAUCUGAAAGGCCCUGGGAGACGAUAUUCAGUGGAUCAUCUCAUAGCCUUCCUCCUCUUACCAAAUUAUGUUCAUCAUUUUUGGAGUCGCUGCUGGAAAAGAGAACUGCAGUUAUGGAGUAAGCAAGUCUAUUUUAUGUUUGAUGAGCAGCACCCACUUUCUCCCAGAUGUACUUCAUCAAGGAAGAGGUAUGAUUGAUUGGUAGAUUUAUGCAUUCUGUUCGUGCAAGAUGUUGCAAAAAUCACGAAACAAUUUAGUAUGAAGCAAGCAGCAGUUCAAGAGCUUUAUCUCUGGGAGAAUCUCACUCUAUCAACACAUUGACCAUCUGGAUCUAUUUCAGAACAUAAAGAAAUUGGAUCUUAUGCUUUAGAAAUAUCGUUAUUUCAAAUUGGUGGACCACCCGAAGAUCCUCUUGCUGUGAGGAUUGGGUCAUUUGGGAGGGCUACACUGGUCCCUUGUGAUAUCUACAAGGGCAGUUUUGCCGUAGGGGAUAUUAUGCCCCAUUUAAGUUAGAUGAGUAGUUUGUUCUAUGAGAAUUGAGAAACUUCCUAUUUUUAUAGAUUAUUUUUGUAAUAGUUCGAUUGUAAAUUUAACAGAUGCCAAGCGAUUAUUAUGUUGCACAUGAGGGAAAGGGGUAGGUCUUGGAAGGUGAUGAUCCCAUAUUUGGUCUGUACCCUUUCCACAGAGACAUCUAAUGGUUUAUCAAAUCUCUUCACCAUUUAUCACAGUUUUUACAAGCAGGGCAAUGGGAAUUAGCCCUGGUUUGAGUA
Molecule: messenger RNA, 3185 nt
Organism: Diospyros lotus (date-plum)
Lineage: Eukaryota; Viridiplantae; Streptophyta; Magnoliopsida; Ericales; Ebenaceae
Exons: 16
Coding region: 102-2537 (811 amino acids)
Molecular function (GO): protein binding
Source: RefSeq, a predicted model, not a curated record